Molecule: messenger RNA, 5226 nt
Organism: Poecilia latipinna (sailfin molly)
Lineage: Eukaryota; Metazoa; Chordata; Actinopteri; Cyprinodontiformes; Poeciliidae
Gene: rxfp1
Product: relaxin family peptide receptor 1
Exons: 3
Coding region: 61-1104 (347 amino acids)
Biological process (GO): activation of adenylate cyclase activity; adenylate cyclase-activating G protein-coupled receptor signaling pathway; hormone-mediated signaling pathway
Cellular component (GO): plasma membrane
Molecular function (GO): G protein-coupled peptide receptor activity
Source: RefSeq, a predicted model, not a curated record
GAGUUUAAUCAGACUUCUCUCUAAAGGAAGUUGUUCUUUCUUGCAGGUGCCGAUGGCCUGAUGGGUAUUUAUCUCUUCAUGAUUGGUGCAUAUGACCUGAAGUUUCGUGGUGAAUACAAUCGUCAUGCUCAAGCCUGGAUGGACAGCACUCAAUGUCAGGUCAUUGGCUCUUUGGCUAUGCUGUCUACCGAAGUGUCUGUGCUGCUCCUCACGUAUCUCACCUUGGAGAAGUACAUCUGUAUCGUGUACCCUUUCCACUACCUGACUCCCGGUUGGCGACGGACUGUCAGUAUCCUGCUCGGGAUAUGGGUGUUUGGAUUUGUCGUCGCCUUUUUGCCUCUGGCCUGCAAGGGUUUAUUUCGCAACUUUUAUGGCACCAAUGGGGUCUGCUUCCCUCUGCACUCGGAGCAGCCAGAGACGCCCUGGGCACAUGUGUACUCCAUUGUUAUUUUUCUUGGUCUCAACUUGGUGGCAUUCCUCAUAAUUGUCUUCUCCUAUGCAAGUAUGUUCUAUAACAUCCAGAGAACAGGCACUCAGACCACCAAGUACAGCAACCACAUAAAAAAAGAGGUCACCAUCGCCAAGCGGUUCUUCUCUAUCGUCAUCACCGAUUCCCUCUGCUGGAUCCCCAUUUUUAUUCUCAAGAUCCUUUCACUGCUGCAAGUGGAAAUUCCCGGUACCAUUAGUUCCUGGGUCGUCAUCUUUAUUCUCCCCAUCAACAGUGCCCUGAACCCCAUCCUCUACACGCUAACCACGCGGCCUUUCAAAGAAACAAUCCUCCAAGUGUGGGCAAACUACAGACAGAAAAGGCCUCUGCUCAGCGGUCACCCACCACAUCAUCCGUCGCUCACCUGGCAGGAAAUGUGGCCCCUCCAGGAAAACAGCCACGGCGUCUCCCCAGGGUGUCCGCUGGAGGCGAAAGACACAGCAGCCAAACUCCCCCCUGUGGAGAAUCCGGAUGAGGGAUACAAUGACUUUAAUGCAAGCACGAAACAACAACAGCAGAAGCAGCAUGCCGUGUUAUCGGUGUGCUCGCAGAAUAAGACGGUACCCCAAACACGCACACAUAUUCACACGUUCACACAAACAAAUGACCUCCUCUAAGUGACUAAGAAUUGAUCUGUUUGUAUGUCUGUAUAAUUCUCCUCAACCACAUUAACAUUUCAGGUUCAUUCAUCUAAACUCUUUUAAUUAUUCCCUUAACUAUGGAACUUAGGCCAUCAUCCUUGCACAGAUUUCUCAUUUAAAGUGAAAAACCAUGCCAGCAGUAUCCAUCAGGCUUAGCAGUAAACACAGUUAUCAAAGGUGUACAACUACCAUGUUAAACAUUUUACUCUGCCUUUUUUCUAGAACUCACCUCACUUACAAAUCAAAGAUGAAGACUUCUGAAUUACAAGGUUUUUUUAAAUACAACUUAGAUUCAUCUCUGUAAAUGAGAAUGUCAUUAAAAAUAUGAUUUAUCUCAGCAAUUUCAUACAGAAUAAGAAAGUCAUGCAAAUUAAUCAGUGUAUUUCAAGCAAUUUUUUUAAUUAUUUAUUUCAUUAUACUUUACAGCUAAUAAUAAUCCAAAAUGUAGUUUCUGAGAAAGUUACUUGACACCAAUAAAAAAAGGAUUUUAAAUACAUAAUCUAAUGUUACAGGCAAAAAAUAAUGAAGAACACUUGUCCUUGACAUUUGCCCAGCAGACAGUGUUGGCUUCCUCCACAAGGAUAAGCUGCUAAAUGUCAUUGCUAAUAAACCUAGCUUUUUACUGAGUGCUGAAUAUAAGCAAAUUAAUGCAAUAGGAACCUCAACCAAGCAUUGUGUGUAUAAACUUUACAGUACAUUAACAUACUUUUCAGUUAUCCAACUUAAAGCAUUUAUUUAAACAUGCAGAACAUUGAUAAAGAGGAUUAUGGAGAAUUGGAACAGUGGAAGUAAGAGGGACUUAGUUUCAUUAGUUGCUCCCCAAAACUGCUUAUUCCCCAGAGUUCUUCUAAAAAUUCAAAUAUUUUUACAAUUAAAUGAGAGGAAUGGUGAGCUCAUUACAGCAGUUUGGCAGGAAUCAUUAUCACACAAUAUUCCAACUAAAUAAAGUGACUGGUUAUGAUGCCAGUGAUGCAUUGAGUCUCUAUGUAAUGGCUUAAAGGCUCCACACAAGCGUUCCUGUUUAUUGUCGCUGUGCUUUGCUGUAAAACAGAUUAGUGAUUCAGAAGUAGCUUCUGUUCCCUGCUGUAGCCUCUGGUUCUGGUGGCGCAGCUUUUGUUGACUGCAGCAGCGCACAGAGUGUAGAGAGAGAUGUGUAGCAGAAUAAUUAGGCUGUUAAGAUGCUUUCUGUUUCAUUAUCUACUCCUAUGAGUUGUCGGCUUGCAAAAAGAAAGAAAAAGGAAUCAGAGUAAUAAUAAUGUGCCUCGAUUUUCCUUAGCAUCUAAACGAGAUGUCUUGCCAUCUGAUGAAUAUAAUGUCCGAGUUUCUUUAUUUAAUUUCCACUGGUUAAACGGUCAAAUCAGAUGGAAUGUUCUCUAUCUCUAUGUCUCCAUCUUUGUUUUGAUAUUUCUUUAUUCUUAUUUAUGCUCUGACUCCAAACAUUUGCACGCAACACCCAAACUAAGUCUACAAGAUGCACAUUUACUGUGUCUGAGGUUGCAUAGCCAUUCGACCAGUCAGAGUACCCGCAGUGAUCCCUGUCACUGCUGAAAGCACCAACAUGUAGACUGAUGAGUAUCAGAACUGGAUUAUGGAGCAAUGAAAAAUGAUGCCCUGGUCUGAUGAAUCAUGUUUUCUCAUCAUCAGCCAUCAGAGGAGACACUGGUGUCUGAUUCAGGCAUUGGAACAUCAAAUGUCUUAUAUUUGGUAGUGGCUAUAUGCUGCGUUUUGGGGAACUUGUAGUCAAAUUCAGUUUUUUCUGAAGUAUGUAAUGCUGAGAGACCUCCGGUGAUGCACAAAAGGUGUUUCCAUUGCAUUUCAAUUCAACUAAAAAACAAAACAAAAAAAACACCUCAGGCUAGUGCAAAACUUUUUUUUUUUUUUCUCAAAAUGUUUCCAUAAAAGCAAAUUUUUUUUCAGAAUUCCAAUUUGUGCAAUUUUAAUGUCAAUGGCAACGAGUGCUGCCUGCUUUGUCCAGCUAAAGCAAUUGUGAUCGCAUCAACUUCCAAAGAUGGUCAUAAUGUUAUGCCUAAUUGACGUAGAAAAAUCCAUUUUAUGAACUGACAUUUUANGCUUCUGCAGCUGAGAAGGNCAUUACCAGACUUAAACAAUUAGUUCUGUAAAACCUGUCCUGUGAGAUUUCCCUCCAUUAGUUUAAGCACUCAGACAGAGAAGUUACGCACUUCAGGAUUAUUGAAACAUACUCCAGUUACAUCCACUGUCUCAGUAUUGGGUAAAAAUGGAAGGAAGAUGGAGUGAUGCUAAAUUUUAAACCCUUCUCUUUAUCUAAAAUAAGUUUUCUGGAGACACAGAGGAGGAUUUGUUGGUGCGAAUGUGAGAAGCAUACAAACACGCUGAUGUUUAGCUGUAAGGCAACCCGUGUGAUUAUUCCGAGCAUGUACAUGUGCCACUGCUUUUCAUGCACAAGUGGGUCCCUCUCACAUCAGCAGAGUUUAUGUCGCUCCACAAGUGGGUUUGUGAUUCACUGUGGAUGUAAAAAAUCCAUUUCAUUUCAUAGAUGUUCAUUUUCCUGCCGUCGUUUGUGGCUACACUCAAUUUCUUCAAGAUGAGACUUUUCCCGUGUAUUCACUGAUGUAAAAAUGGACCUGUUUUUUCUCGGUGUGUGUGGAAACACUUUUUCUGCUCCCAGCAGGAAGCCUGAGCAAAGACGGGCACCCUGGCUUCACACACAUGAAAGGUCACCUGCAGAGGAAGUACAGCAGAUGGAUUUUCAGUGUCAUUAUUGCAAAGUUCCUUAAAGCAGGGCAGCUAAACUUGUUUGCUGGAAAAGUCACUGUGAUGACAGCUACAUUCCACCCGCUGUUAUCUAACAGAAAAUAUAUAAAUAAAUAAAUAAUCUGCUGAAUGGAUGGCAUUUUUGCUGCCUCAGGUUGCUACAUGUCUGCUGCAUUCCUAUUUUAUGUAGCUACACCACAGGAUAGAUUUGGUAGUUGCAAAGGCACUAGAUUGUUUUACAUAAAUUUACUCUGAACAGAAUUGACUUUUUUGUCCUGGAGAUAGAAAGUGCUGAUGUCAGUCUUCCAUCGAGACAUUUAAUGUAGCAACAGCCCAAGGUUGACAUUCCUGACUUUUCCUGAAACAUUUUGAGAAUAACACAUUCUCCAAAUCUGUGCUGAUGAUUGAAAAACCCACAGUGCCAUCCGUACAGCUGAAGGCUCUGUGCUUUUAGCUGUUCAUCUUACAUUUCAAACCUGUCAGAUACUCUGAGAGCGGUUCUGACAGCUCCUGCUCAUGAGCUGAAUACAUGGAGGAAGAAUCAGAAAGGGCCAUUCAUUUGUCCAGGCACAAUCCAAUUAGCAAAGCAAUCAAAAUUAGCUGAUUUAUUUUGAUUAUAAACUUUUAAAAGAAAUGAAUAAGUGAACAUCUUAAAAUAUUAUCACCCUGUUUCAUUUCUAGCCUUUUAUGUCUGAAUGAAAUUCAUAUGCUCACCAGCUUCUAAAUGUAUUUAAAUCUACCAUCAAGUAUAAAAAAAUGUGAAAGAAAUUCCUCUCUGUCAUUAUUUGUGAACCAUAAAGCCAAAAUGGAAAAGUUAUGUGUGAAAAACUUGCGCUCCUUAGUUUGACAAUUAGAUUCUUGUCCAGUCAGUCUCUAUCAAACAACUGAAAGUCUGAAUCACUCAAUCAAGUUCCCUUUUCAGAAUGAACAGGCUCUCCACAAUGCAUUUCAUUCUCAAUUGUAGAGAAAUAAGAAAAAAACAUUUCAAAGAUUUUCUAAAAAAUAAUCAAUGCAGCCAUUUCUAAUACUUUAUGCUCAGUUUGCAGAAAACUUUGUUUCUCCUUUCACACUAUUAAUUACUGGAAGUACUUUCCUGAAUGUAAUAUAACAGUUAGUCUCUGUGUGCUCAACAAAGAAUGUAUUUAUUUUGGACAGGAAUGAAAUUAAGUUUUAUGUGUCAUUUGUUGCAACACAGGAAGCAUUUUUUUUACAUCCUGUUUAGAUAAAUCCCCAGCUGGUCUGGGGGUUUGAACCUCAUCUCACAAACUCCAACAUCACAACACAUUUUUUUACAAUGUGAAGUACCAUACUGGCAUUUGUAAAAUAACCAGUGCUGUACAAUAAAAUACAGUUGUGAACUCCUAA